Molecule: messenger RNA, 1601 nt
Organism: Uloborus diversus
Lineage: Eukaryota; Metazoa; Arthropoda; Arachnida; Araneae; Uloboridae
Product: microspherule protein 1-like
Biological process (GO): positive regulation of transcription by RNA polymerase II
Cellular component (GO): Ino80 complex; NSL complex; MLL1 complex
Molecular function (GO): protein binding; G-quadruplex RNA binding
Source: RefSeq, a predicted model, not a curated record
AGCUACUCUUCGUUGGUUCGUGAAGUAAACAAACAAAAGAAUUCGCAGGGGUUUGUCCCUCGAAAAGCAUUGUGGAGUGCAUUGAAAAUACUUUGUAAUGAGUCUUCAAAUGGCUGGAAUUAGUGACAGUUCACAGGAGGCAUCGAACACUGCUUCACCAAAAAUUUUUAUGAAAGCUGAAGUCCCUGAAUUGCCAAGUCCUGGUAUUUUUGUCAAUAACCCUUUAAUGAAGUCUGGCCAAAUAUCGACCGAGCAAUCACAGAAACGUAGAAGCUCAUCUCGUUCUAUCAAACGUAAAAAAUUUGAUGAUGAACUGGUUGAAAGCAGCUUGAUCAAAACAAGUCGUGCGAGGCCACAGAAUGUGCCAUUUACUUUGCUAUCACAAGCUGUAUCCUUGUCGACUCCUACUUUGGCAACCCCUACUCAUAUUCUUCCAAGCACUAGUCAGUUACAUGUUGAUGUUCCUGAAAAAAAGAAGCAAACUCGACCCCCUCAGAAGAGAAUCAAAAAACCAAAAAACAAUCAAACUCAUUUAACUAAAGAUGUUAGCAGAUGGAAACCAACUGAUGAUCUUAAUCUCAUUCUGUCUGUCCAACAGACAAAUGAUUUGGAAACAGUGUUCAAAGGAGUGAAAUUUUCCUCUAAUUUUACUCUUAAAGAAGUUCAGCAGAGAUGGUAUUCUCUUUUAUAUGAUGUUUCUGUUUCAAAGACUGCCUUGUUUGCCAUAAAGCAACUUAACCCUGAAGUGAUUUCUCAAAUUCAAGCCAAAGUGUUAUUUAGUGCUGAAGAAGAAAAAUUAAUUGCUUCUGUUCCAUCAACAACCCUUGCAAAUCUUGAAGUUUUCCAAAGUUUACUUGAUUUGAAUGUAGCAGUUUUCUUACCGUCUAGAACUGCAAAAGUCCUAUUUGCUCAUUGGACUCUAAUGAAACAAUACAAUCUCCUACAUGAUCAAACUGUGCACCAGCCAUUACCUGUGGAGAGUCAUUUAAAUUUUUCUGAUGCAGAAGAUUUUCUGGAAGAUUCUGAUGUGCAGGAAACAAAGAACUCAGUGCUGGAAGAAGAGCUUUCUCAUGCUAGACAGAGGAGUUUGGCGGAAAUUAAACAACUUGAGAAUGAGAUCCCAAAAAUGCAAACUCUUGUUGAGUGUGUAACUGGUGUAAGCAUACCUGAAUUUGACAAAAAAACUCUUGCAGUGUUAACUGGAAGAAUUGUCAGAUAUCUUAUUCAAUCAGCAGAGGUAACUUUGGGUCGUUCUGCGAAAGACAACAAAGUUGAUAUAGAUUUUUCACAAGAAGGGCCUGCAUGGAAAAUUUCUCGUAGGCAAGGGAUCAUAAAAAUGGAGGAUAAUGGAGACUUUUUCAUUAUAAAUGAAGGGAAGAAGGCUAUUUUUGUUGAUGGCAAGCCAGUAUUAAGUGGAAACAAAUGCAAAAUUAAUAAUAAUUCAGUCAUAGAAAUAACAAUUCUGCGGUUCAUUUUUAUUGUGAAUCAUGAAGCAAUAGCUCCACUUAAAGCAAAGAACAAUUGCUGAUAUAUGUGUGCCUUAAUAUCUUUCUUCACAGCAUUUGAUAAACAGUAUUUGUAUAAAGCUUGUAAAUAAAUAU